Messenger RNA from Patiria miniata (bat star), 9630 nucleotides. RefSeq names its product lymphocyte antigen 75-like. The transcript has 59 exons. Bases 315 to 8243 code for a protein of 2642 amino acids. The record is from RefSeq and is a predicted model, not a curated record. Lineage: Eukaryota; Metazoa; Echinodermata; Asteroidea; Valvatida; Asterinidae. Gene Ontology annotation, molecular function: signaling receptor activity.
GGGCGCCUAACCAACCCAACAACGGUUGGCUUUUCUCUGAGGAUUGUGUUACCUUCAAACCGUCCAAUGGAAAAUGGAAUGACGCAGCCUGUGACUUCGGUACCAGACCUUACAUCUGUGAAAGGAAUAGCUCAUCCAUUCCAAAAUGUGACGAGUCCCACGGUUGGAAGAGCCACAACGGCAAGUGCUACCAAUUCUUCUACGAUUACCAGACAUGGCAGACGGCCCAAGACACCUGUUCUUUCUACAAGGAUGGCCACAUUGCGUAUGUCAAGAGUCCCGAGGAUCAAGCCUUUCUGGACGAUCUGCAGCUCAUGCAUGGCUAUUCCUACUGGAUUGGCCUGCAGGAUGGUAGCACGAAUGGUGCAUACCAGUGGUCGGAUAAAACCAAGUUUGACCUGACCAACGAUUUCUCCAAUUGGGAGACUGGCCAGCCAACGAACAAUUGGUAUGGUAACGAGGGUGAUUGUGGGAAUGUGGACACAUCAGGACAUUGGACCAUAAGCAAAUGCGACGACAUGAUUGAUUACGUUUGUGAAAUUCCUGAAGGCGCCUGUGCUCCUGGGUGGUAUCUCGUCAACGGAAACUGCUACCAAGUCAACUCCCAAACUCUGAGGACCUGGACCGAUGCCAAACAGUAUUGUGAAGCACAGCUGGCCUUUCUGACCACCAUCAAAUCGGAUGCAGAGAACAACAUGAUCAAAUCUUUUCUGAGUGAUCUCAACAGCCAAGGCAUCAAUGAGCUCUACAUUGGGGCUUCAGAUCUCGAGAAGGAUGGCACCUUUGUCUGGGUUGACGGCACGUCUGCCCGCUCCCCGUACUCCCACUGGGUCAGUGGUCAACCUCCAGACACCCCAGAUCAGAAGAAAGACUGUGCUUACAUAGACACCGCGGACAGCUUAGAUUGUGAAUGGAGAGCCGGGGAUUGCUUCAUGUUGGGAGCCUAUGUUUGUCAAACCAAAGCAGGUCACAAAGUGGAGUCCGUGCCUUCAACUCCCAUAACUGACCACUGUGACGGGCCGAGUUGGGAUCUGCACAAAAACUACUGCUACGAGAUUGUCCUGACGUAUGAAAAGUGGGCCGACGCUGACACAAAGUGUAAAGCACUGGGUGCCGAAUUGGUCAGCAUACAUAGUGACGAUGAACAAUCCUUCAUGUCGGUCCGUAUCAGUGUGAUGAACCAACGUGUUUGGAUGGGACUGAACGACCAAGCCACAGAAGGGACCUUUGUCUGGACGGAUUCGACAAACUUUGAUUACAAUAACUGGGCUGACCCCAACGCCAUCGGGAGUGAGGACUGCGUGAGCAUGGAGGGCCACACCACGAGCUACGGGCUGUGGAAAGCACGCAACUGCGACGAGCUGAACUACUACGCUUGCAAGAAACCGUCAAUCAAAGGAACAGCAGCCCCCCCUCCACCACUGCCAACAAUAAUUUACGACUCCCGUUGCGGCUCAGGCUGGGAAUUGGACAAGAAGUCCGGCAAGUGCUACUUGUUUCAGCCGUUUGAGAAAGUCAACUGGUUUGGGGCUCGCUACGCGUGUCGCCUGCUGGGCGGUGAUCUCAUGAGCCUGACAGGGAAUGACGACUUGGCCUAUGCUACUAGUCGGUUGAUAACCACCGGCGGGGGAGAAUCCUGGAUAGGAUGCAACGACCUGGGCACCGAGGGCGGAUGGGUCUGGAGUGACAAGAAACCCUUCUCAUUGCUCAACUGGAACCCAGGUCAACCCGAUAACUGGUUUGGUUACAGCCAGAUAGGAGAACACUGCUGCAACAUAUACAACGCCCUCGGAACGUGGAACGACAACUUCUGUGAAAACCAAAUAGGCUACAGCUGCAACAAAGAUGAUAUGGUGCUCAAGUAUUUCUUAACCUACUCGGAGAAGAAAAUCAUGGGUUCGCCAGACAGUAUGGUGGUUCAGAAUGCCUGGCCCAAGGACUGCGCCGAGAAGUGUCGCACCUUGCCUACCAACACCUUCUACUGCAAGUCCUUUGACUACGAGAGGGCCACACGGACCUGUUACCUCUACAAGGUGGACCAGGCCACCGCUGGGGGUCUGAUUCCGACCUUUGACACGCAGCAUUUUGAUUACUACGAGCGAGAUUUAUUUGCCACCCCUCCUCCUCAGCCGACCCCCGUGCCGGCCAACAAGGGAUGCCCCACAGGCUGGGGUCAGUACAAAGAAUACUGCUACUACGCCAACUUCAACAAGUCGGAUUUCGCCGGAGCCCAGGCCGAGUGCCAGAAACUGGGAGCAGAGGUGACCACGAUCCAUAACAUGAAUGUCAACAAUUUCCUGCGUGCAUUUGUCUAUGAACAAAACCCAAUCGAGAACCGGUUUUGGAUCGGACUGACUGACCAGAAACAAGAGAUGCUGUACGAGUGGUACACUGGUGAACCUGUUGUCUUUACCAACUGGAACGCCAGGGAGCCCAAUGACGCCAAUGGAGAGGACUGCACCGAAAUGUAUAUUGACUCUGGGUUCUGGAAUGACGUGCCUUGCCAGGGUUACACCUACAAUUCCAUUUGUCGGAAAAUUGUAUCGACUGGUAACCCGCCUCCGGUGCAGGACACAACAUGCCCGACAGGUGGCACAUGGAAUUACCGAUUUAAAGACCGAUGCUACCAGAUCGAACUAUUCAAACUGCCCUGGGCAGAUGCUGUCAACAGGUGCACAACGACACCUGGAGCUCAGUUGGUUAUCAUUGAGGACAGGAUGGAGCUAGCGUACCUGAGCGGUGCACUGGGUAGUCAAGACGCGGCCGACGACUACUUCAUUGCUUUUAGCGACAGCAAAGUUCCAGGUUUUUACCAGUGGACGGACGGCACGCCGAUAAUGUACACGAACUGGGGUGACGGCCAACCCGAUGAUCAACAGGGUCAUUGUGUUGCCAUGAACAGCGGCAACGACGCCGGCUACUGGGCGGACCGAAAUUGCUCCCAGCCAUAUAACUUCAUCUGCGAGAUUGCCCGGACUGGUUACCCGACAAUACCGCCCCCUGUGGUGGUGACACCUACGCCGCCAACAGAUAACAAUUGCGCAACGGGAUGGGUGGGCUGGGGCAGUCGGUGCUUCCUGAUUUUUGAGUUGGACAGUGACUCCGCUGCAGUCAACUGGGACACAGCUAACAGAGAAUGUGAGAACAUGGGAGCCACUCUGGCCAGUUUCCAUCACCCUGAUGAGGAGAAGUACUUGAUAAGCAAGUUUUCACCGACAACUAACAGACGUUUUUGGAUUGGACUGAACGACCAGCGUUUUGAAGGAGGCUAUGCAUGGAGUGACGAUACCCCAGUGGAGUACACCAACUGGGCUGCUGGGGAGCCCAACGAUUAUGGUGGCUGGGAAGAGUGCGUGGAGACAGACUUCAAGGGGGGACGAUGGAACGACCAAAGCUGCUGGGAUCGACGCAACUAUAUCUGCGCCAUACCCAAAGGGAAGACGGUAAUCACAACACCACCACCAACGAUUGCUACAGGUGACGACUGCGUAGGCUUUGUUGGAUGGAAGCACCUGUACCCCAACUGUUACUACUUCAGCACUAAAGGGGACGGCUUGAAAGAUUGGUACGAGGCGGAGGAGUUCUGCCAUAAACAGAAUGCUCAUUUGGUCUCCAUCCAUGACAAAACAGAACGAGAUUUUAUCAAGAAUCGGAUGGACGCAUUUGUCGGUAAUUACUGGUGUGGGCUUCGAGCAAACAUCACACAUCCUGGCAAUCAUGAGUGGUCCGAUGGAACCCUCUUGGACUUGAAGAACUGGCAGGUCUUCCAGCCAGACACCAAGAACGGAGAGGAACUCUGCGUCCAAAUGAGGGCCAAUCAAUUGAUUCCGUUCCUGACCGGCCAAUGGCUGGAUGCCAACUGUGGCCUGGAUGCCCGCUUCGUCUGCAAGAAGAACGUGGACGGCACCGCGCCCACCCACCAGCCCACCCCUGCACCCACUGGAGGUUGCCCAUUGGGUUGGCUCAAAUACAACAACCGAUGCUACAAGAUCAUGGGUGUGGGCGGCCAAUCAGACCCCAGGAAGAACUGGCAGGAUGCCAAGACGGAGUGCAUGAAGACGACGGGGGCAAACCUUGCCUCCAUACACAGCAUCGAGGUCCAGACUUAUUUGACUGCCGAUAUGAUCGAGUCUACCGACGACGUGUGGAUAGGGAUGUCUGCUCUGGCUAGCGGCAGCAAGUUUGUUUGGACUGACAGCAGUUCCGUGGACUUUGUCAACUGGGCGGCAAACCAGAAGGAUCAAACGGACUUUAUUCAGCUUGGGAAUGCUUCAGAUUGUAUCCGGAUGAUGUAUGAAGACGACGAGCCAGGCAAAUGGCUGGAUGAGAACUGUGACGCUCUGCAUGCCUACCUAUGCAUGAUGAAACCAGAUGACCAGUAUCCCGACAACCCGAUUUCAAAUGAUUGCACCGAUUUAAGCGGAAGUGGCUACACACAAUACGGCGACGUGUGCUUUAAGGUCUAUACUGAUUCGAAGAGGAAUUUUAACGAUGCCAAGACAAAGUGUGAGGCAGACGGAGCUAACCUGACGUCCAUCAUGAACGGCUAUGAGCAGGCCAAGCUACAGUCAAUGAUGGACGACAAGGGGAAACUUGGCAGCAUGUGGAUUGGACUUUACGAUGAUCCGGCCACUGGAGUGUUUGCGUGGAUAGACGGCUGGCCGCUUCACUAUGACAACUGGGGAUGGACCGAUCCUAAAGGCCUCCCGUACGUAAUCAUGAAGGAGGACGGUUGGCUGUAUGAGGCUGGUGAAUGGGGAAACGUAAACGGGGAGGGUUUCUUCAAUAAGUACUACACGGCCUGCAAGUACAAUCCAGCCACACCCCCACCCCCUGAGCCCACCGUGGUCGGAUACUGUGACAACGGCUGGGGCGCCUUCGGUUCCAGCUGCUACAUCGUCGGCUCCGGCAUCUUCGCCAAGGGAACCUUCGGCGACGCCAUCUACGACUGCGACAAGAAUUACGGCGGGGCCCACGUCGUGACUAUUGGGAGCAAACUGGAGAACAGCUAUGUCAAGAGUCUAGCCCAGAAGGAGUUUGGGGUCGAUGAGGUGUUUAUUGGAAUCGACAGGACCGCCAUUGGUGGUUGGGAGUGGGUAGAUGGCUCCCCUUUGACCUACGUCAACUGGGGCAAUGACCCGGACAGUAACACCGGUAAAGACUGUGCCGAGAUGAAGUUUGACUCCAAUGCCAAGUGGUACCACAUCAACUGCAAAAGCAAAAGCCACUACGUCUGUGAGAAAGCAAAGACUCCAAUGAUGACGACUCCAACACCACCUGUGAAGAACUGUUCGACCGGUGAUACUGAUUGGAAGGAGUUGGAUUCAUACUGCUAUUACGUCAGCAAUACAUACGUCAGCUGGCAUGAUGCGGAGGAAUGGUGCAAUCAAAACGGCGGCUACCUGGCAUCCAUACACAGUGCAGUGGAGAAUCAGUUCAUUCUAGAUUUGUUCCCAUACAGGUAUCAGACCGCUUGGAUUGGCUACAGCAAGAUGUUUGAUGGAAGUGGCACUGAUAAGUACCGUUGGACCGAUGGUUCGGAUCCCUUGGACUACACGUCAGGAUGGGGGGUCGGUGAACCAGAUGACCAAUUUGGCUCACAGAAGUGUGCAAAUAUGGAAUGGGACGGCACUUGGGAGGACAAUAACUGCGGUGCUCUGGAAGGUUUCGCUUGCAAGAGGAGGUCCGACAACACGGCACCGAUCACUUUUCCCCCGCCUCCACCGCAAGUUGGAAACUGCCCCGCUGGCUGGAACAAGAUAGAGACGGGUUGCUACCUGAUCAAGGGUGACACAGCAGACUUCAAAUCCUGGGAAGAUGCGAGGACUGAAUGCCAGAAACAAACCAACGGGGAUCUGGCAUCCAUUCAUGACCAAGGAGUCCAGUCCCUGCUAGCAUCCAUGAUCAAGUCGCACACGGGUAACAUGUGGAUAUCACUGCGUGGUGGUACUAGUGGAUGGUGGGGCUAUCACUGGGCCGAUCAGAGCAACGUGGACUACGAACACUGGGCCUUAAACCAGCCCAGUUAUUACUUUGAUCAAACCCAGUGUGUGGUGAUGGUGAAUGACCCGGACUAUCCAGGGCGUUGGGAUGAUCAGCCUUGCGCUGACACACAUGGCUACCUCUGUUAUCAACCACUCGAUGCAAAUCUGCCCACCGUAGCGCCACCGAUCGACGACUGUAAACUAGACGACUACGAACCGUACUAUGACGAUUGCUUCAAGGUCAACACCACGUAUGUGCCCUUCCAGGACGCCCUGAAGUCCUGCGCCAAUGAUGGAGCAUACCUAGCAACUGUCGUUGAUGGUUUUGAUGAGGCUUAUCUGAUCACGAUGCUGUAUGCAAGGGGCUUGGAUGCUGCCUGGAUUGGCUUCGCAGCGUCCAAUAGCACCGGCACAUUUGUCUGGGCGGACCAGCGGCCAGAUUCCUACAUCAACUGGGGCCCAUACCAACCCAACGGUCCAGGCAACUGCGCGGUUCUGACCAAGCAGGCUUAUUGGGUCAACGUCCCUUGUGACGAGGGGUACCCAUUCUUCUGUCGAAUCAACGAUCAACCUUUCGUACCCCCCACUUGGCCCCCCGCCCUGCCAGGCAGCUGUCCGGACAAAUGGGUCCCGUAUGGUGACAACUGCUACAUGUUUGCGUCAGGCGGUAGUUACGUCACCUGGUACGAGGCCUACGUCAAAUGCUCCAUGGACUACGGAGGUGCACAACUCCUGGCCAUCCACAGCAGGGCCGAGAACACGUUCAUCCAGAAGAAUAUUGAUAAUAUCUAUUCGUGGACCGGCGUGUGGCUGGACUUGAGUCGCAACAAAACUGUGAGUAACCAGUAUGAGUUUUUUUGGAACGACGGACACCCGUUGGAUUACGACAAUUGGAGACACGACGAACCCAGCCAGGAGGGAUACUACAGUAAAGACUGCGCCAUCAUGAUGCCCGGUGCCUACGGAAAGUGGGAGACGGACAGCUGCACAUUCGGCAAUGGCUUCGCGUGCCAGAAACCCAAAGUUCCGGUUCCCGAGGGUGGCUGUGAGAAGGGCUGGUUCAGGAUGAACAAUUGGUGCUACGGAGCGUUUGGGAUGUUUGAGCCCGACGCCAAGACAUGGCCCGCUGCCGAGAAAGACUGCAACAGUAAAGGCGGAAACUUGGCCACCGUCUACGGACAGAGUGUCCAGUCUUUACUGGAAGGGAUGAUGUCCGAGGAGAAACAGUCCUUUGCUUGGAUCGGCCUGAGCAAGAGACUGACCGGGUUCUUUGAGUGGGCGGAUGGAACACCAUUCCAUUUCAAGAACUGGGCCGCGGAUAACCCCGAUCAAAUCAACGAUGAGUACAAGUGCGUCCGGCUGAACCAGGACACGACCUACCCAGGUCUGUGGAGCAACAUCCCCUGCGGGUCCGAGGACGGGUCAGGCAAGGGAUCCAAAGGGGGUUACAUCUGCCAAAAACCUGCUGAUCCCAACCUACCCAACAACCCCACCGGCGAGACCUGUACCCAGGCUGGCUACUUCAAGUUUGAUGAGAUCUGCUACAAAGCCUACGGCGGGUCGGACCAGCUGAAGGCAUUCCAAGCUGCGCAGGAUCAGUGCGUGGCGGACGGAGGAACGCUGCCCAGCGUGCCCAACGGCUACGCGGAGGGUUUCAUUGAGACGCUGCUGUUUUACUACGAGAUCAAAGACGCGUGGAUUGGCCUCAGGAGAGGAGCUGAUGGUCAAUUUGCUUGGAUUAACGACGACACCCACGCCUACCGCAAUUGGGAGAAGGAACCAGACCAGGGGACCAACAAUAACUGUGUGAGGAUCAAGGAUCGCCAAGUGUGGGAUGCGGUGCCUUGCGAUACCAAGCACAACUUCAUAUGCCAGAUCGGUCAAACUGUGCCACCACCAAAAACAACUGCUGCAGUUGGGACGAAGCCAACGAAUCCUCCAUCGAAUCCUCCAUCGAAUCAAACAGUUGCAUCAACCACACCACUUAACGGAACCCGCGAGCCGCCAACAAGGGCCCAGCCAAAUCCUUAUGAAGGUCUGAGUGGGGGCGCUAUUGCCGGUAUCGUCAUCGGUGUACUGGUUGCCGUGGUCCUGAUCCUAGUCGUCGUGGGUUAUUUGGCCCUGAGGCAUCGCCAGGUCGCUCUCAAAGCCCCAGAUCUAGGCACGGCCACUGUCAGCGGCUUCGACAACGCCAUGUACUCACCAUCCGUGGAAGAUGUCACCUUUGACACCAAGGGUGCGGGUGUGACUGACGCCUAAAAUAUAUCAAUCCCGGGGAAGGGGAAAGAAAGCAAAGCAAAAUUGAACUUAAGGAAGAUAAUUUUUUUGUGGUAAAGGUUUCGUUUAUAAAAACUUUUUAAAAAAAUUGGGGUUGGGGAACAACAACAAUCUCUUACAAUUUCUGUCGUUAGGAGAAUGCUUAACCCUUACCGUCCUGAUGAUUCGAAUCCUCCAAUUUUAGCAGAAUUUUCAAAACCUUUAUAUAGGGAUUAGGAUUAAUACAUAAGGUUUUAUCUUUUGGGUCUGGUGAGGCUUCGACAUAUUUUGUCCCUUUUUGGGGGAGGCGGGGGUUGGGUUACCUUUAGACCUUCCAUAAAACUUGUACGCAGAAAAGGCGUGCAGCUGUUUCUCAUCCUGAGAGCGCAAUUUCUUGGGUAUGCUUACCGUAAGCGAAAAUCCCUGCUUACUGUAGCAGAAAAUUCAGUGCUUACGAUAAGCAUAUUUCACGCGUUAGCGAGGAAUUUUGACUUCUGCACAUGCGUACAUCCUGUUACUAGGGAUUCUGCGCUUACAGGCUUAGCACAUAAUGUUUUCUGCUAGUGCAGUUAGCACAGAAUGGUCGUCGUAAGCGUGGAAGUAUGUGGUUAGCAGAGCCAUGAAUUGGGCCCAGCAGGUGGUUUCCUCAUUUCACCUGUUGGACGUAAGGAAGAACUUGUGAAGCUUCGCAUUUUCUCGUUUUUUGGGGGGUGAACUUCUGCGGUUGUUACUUAAAUCGUACAAGCAAAUAACUCUUUUGAUAGUGUAGCAUGUUUUAGUGAUCGCAUGCCGGUUAUUGGGACUGGAAACAAUUGCUCUUAGUCUUAGUUACUGCAAAUAAGCACCUCUACAAAGAAGCACUCCGACGCAAUACAUUCAUCAGCAUUUUGUAGGCAGUUCUACUAUAAUAGAUAUCUUAGUGUCCAUAUACAUAAUUAAAUAAGAAUAAGUACAUAACACAAAGAACUUUUUAUAAAGGUGAUGAUUACUUCUAAAGCUACAGUACUUUGUUUUAAAUUGUCUUUUAUUGUUUGAAAUAAUUUUUGUAAAUGAAAUUUAUAGGAGCUGCUGAAGUACUGAAAUUCGUUUUUAUGCAAAUAAAUGAGCUAAGUUUAAAGCCUGCUUUAAAGUUUGUUUUACUUCACAUUACAAGUAAAUAGUAGCCUAUUGUUUAUUGAUCAGUUUAUUCGGGCUUGUACUUAAUUGGUUAGAUAUUUGGUGGAUUUACACUUCAAAAUAUGGGCAACUAUCCCAUUAUUUUUUUUAAGCAUUCGUCAAUUUGUGUAUUUUAAAGAGAGCAAAAAUACUGACCAAAACUUUGAUUUUGUGUGAAAAAAAUUGUCCACAGUUUAUUGGUGCAAAGUAAUAAAUGAUUUAAUUUCGAAUGAAA